AUGGCUGCAGAUGGCGACCAAGAGACGGUGGUUGUGAUCGGAAACGGUAUGGUGGGACACAAAUUCAUCGAGGCCUUGAAGGAGAAAGACCCGGACAACAAGUUCAACGUCGUCACCUUCUGCGAGGAGAACAGAGCGGCGUACAACCGCAUGAGGCUUACGGAGUAUUUCACGAACAAAGACCCAGACAACCUGUCCAUGUCGGGAAACUACAACGACAACGGCGACGGGUUGACGGAGUGGUACCAGUCUACCCCCGGCGUGGAAUGCUACGUUGGGGAUAAGGCUCUCAAGAUCGACCGCGAGGCAAAGACGGUCAUCUCGGAGUCCGGCAGGGAGAUUAAGUACGACAAGGCCGUGCUGGCCACUGGGUCGUACCCCUUCGUGCCGCCCACCCCGGGCGUGGAUAAGAAGGGAGUCUUCGUUUACAGAACCAUCGACGACUUGGAGAACAUGAUCCAGUACCAGAAGGACCACGGCGUGAAGGCGGCCGCCGUCAUUGGGGGUGGUCUGCUGGGACUGGAGGCGGCGAAGGCCAUGUACGACCUCGGCAUGGAGACGCACAUCAUCGAGUACGCUCCCAUCCUCAUGUGCCGCCAGAUUGACGAUGCGGGGCACGCCAUCCUCGGAGGCAUGAUCGAGGACCUCGGGCUCAAGAUCCACUGCAACGCCCGCGUCACCGAGUUUCUCGGCGACGAGAAGGUGGCCGGCCUAACCUUCUCCAACGAGGGGUGGGAAGACCUGGACGUUGGCAUGGUGGUUGUCUCCGCUGGCAUCCGCCCCCGCGACGAGAUAGCGCGCGCUUCGGGCAUCGAGGUGCACGAGAGGGGAGGCGUCAUCGUGGACGACUUGCUCAAGACCAACGACGAGGACAUCUACGCCAUUGGAGAAGUCGCCCUUCACGGCGGCAAGAUCUACGGUCUGGUGGCCCCCGGCUACGAGAUGGCCGAGGCCGUCGCCAACACCGUGGUCGGAGAGGAGCAGCCCUUCACCGGAGCCGACAUGUCCACCAAGCUCAAGCUCAUGGGGGUGGACGUGGCUUCCUUCGGGCGCUACUCCGGCUUCAAGGAGGAGGACGACCAGAUCUCCAUGACCUGGAACGACCCCUUCAACAACGCCUACAAGAAGCUCUUCUUCAACACCGCCGGCACCAAACUCCUCGGCGGCAUCCUCGUGGGCGAUGCUUCCGACUACACCACUUUAUUGGGCCUGCAAAAGUCCGACCGUGACCUUCCGAUCGCCCCCGGUGUACUCAUGGCUCCCGCUGCGGAGGAAGGCGGCGGGGCUGCUCUCGGCGUUGAGGACAUGCCUGAUGACAUGCAGGUGUGCUCGUGCAACAACGUGGACAAGGGUGCGAUCUUCCGCGCCGUGACGGAGGACGGUCUCACCUCGGUCGGGGAGGUCAAGUCCUGCACCAAGGCCGGCACCGGGUGUGGUGGGUGCGAGCCGAUGGUGAAGGACAUCUUCGCGUUCGCCAUGAAGAGCUCCGGAAAGGAGGUCUCCACCGACGUGUGCGAGCACUUCCACUACACCCGCCAGGAACUCUACGACAUCGUCCGGGCUACCGGAGUCAAGUCCUUCGACGAGCUGCUCGACAGCCACGGCCACGGUGACGGGUGCGAAGUGUGCAAGCCCCUCGUGUCCAGCAUCCUCGCGUCGGUAAACAACGACAUGAUCUUCAACAACGACGGGAUGACCCUUCAGGACACCAACGACCGCGCCCUCGCCAACAUGCAGAGGGGCGGUUCUUACUCGGUGAUUCCGCGUGUCCCCGGCGGGGAACUCACUCCCGAGCAGCUCAUCUGCAUGGGACAGGUGGCCAAGAAGUACAACCUCUACACGAAGGUCACCGGCGGGCAGCGGAUCGACAUGUUCGGCGCUGAGAAGCACCAGCUGCCGUCGAUCUGGGCCGAGCUUGGCGAGGCUGGGCUGGAGUCUGGCCACGCUUACGGCAAGGCCCUGAGAACGGUUAAGAGCUGCGUGGGGUCCACCUGGUGCCGAUACGGCGUACAAGACGCUGUAAGCUUCGCCGUGCGGCUCGAGAACCGUUACAAGGGUCUCCGGUCUCCUCACAAGCUCAAGUCGGGAGUGUCCGGGUGCGUGCGCGAGUGCGCCGAGGCCCAGGGCAAGGACUUCGGCCUCGUAGCCACUGAGAACGGCUACAACCUCUACGUCUGCGGCAACGGGGGUGCCGUGGCCAGGCACGCCGACUUGCUGGCGACGGACAUCAGCGAGGAGCUUUGCAUCAAGUACAUCGACCGCUUCCUCAUGUUCUACAUCGCCACCGCCGACCGUCUCCAGCGUACGUCCGCGUGGAUGGAGAAGCUCGAAGGAGGCAUUGAGUACCUGAAGGAGGUCGUGAUCAACGACAAGCUGGGCAUCGCCGAGAAGCUUGACGCACAGAUGCAGCACGUCGUGGACACCUACCAGGACGAGUGGGCUACCGUUGUCAACGACGAGGAGCGGCGCAAGGCCUUCCGGCAGUUCGUCAACUCCGACCACACCGAGCGGGGGAUACCGUUCAUCGCGAUGAGAGGACAGUCGCGACCCAUGGACUGGCCCAAGGACGAGUUCAUCCCCGACUUGCACGAGGAGGGGAGCAAGCCUGACCAAGUCCUGACGGGGGCAUCCUCCUGGGUGCGAGUGGGGUCCGUGUCUGAUUUCCCCACCAACGGCGGGGCCGCUGUGCUCUACGGAAAGAGCCAGCUCGCUGUGUACAACGUGGCGCGGAGAAAUGAAUGGUACGCUACCCAGAACGUGUGCCCCCACAAAAGGGCGUUAGUCCUGUCGGAGGGCAUCGUGGGGAGCAGGGAAGGCAUUCUCAAGGUCGCCUGCCCGCUCCACAAGAACAACUUCGACCUUAAGAGUGGAGAGUGCCUGGACCACAUGGAAGACGACAACAUGAGGCUCCUGACCUUCCCCGUCAAGGUGGAGGACGGCGGAGUCUUCCUCGACCUGCCACCCACCGCUGAGCUCGACCAGCUCCUGGCCACGGAGAAGGUGAUGCUCAGCGCGGACUGCUUCCAGGGCUCCGAGAACAACUUCGUGCCCGUCCAGACGAACGCCUUGCCGACCGCGCCGCAAGACACGGCGGAGGUUUCGGCUUGAAUAAACCUACCUGCCUGUCUGUCUGCAGGGAACCAAUCUGUCGUUCAACCGCCCUCGGCCGAAAAAGGUUCUAGGAAAAAUCGGCAAAGCUGUUUUCGCGAAGCGCCCGUUGCGAUACUAGAGCAAAACGCUUGAGAGAGAUGUCAAAAGAGGUCUCCGCCGUUUUUUUUUUUGCUAUUCGUGUUAAUAGCACACUUGACCGAGAAAAGUUUGCGCCACCCCGCACUUCAGUAGUACUGGUGUAUAUGUGUAGCUCCUUGCUUACGCUCUGGAUUUUGAGGUACAUCAACGGGCGAAAUGAUUCCGAAAUGAUUCUUUCAUGUGUUGGGCUCUCCCUUUCUGGGAGUUGGAUGUUCUUACCGCACGUCCUGUCGGAGAAUGCUCAUCCGCGUGAGUAUGAGCGCGCGACCGACAUAUCAAAACAUCACAAUAUCAAAGCGGGGAGGAAUGCUGUGCUGUUGUAAUGCUUUCUAUUUUUCGCUGUAUUUUUCCCGUCCUCAUGGGCUCCGCAUCCGAGUGUCAGAUUAUAGUCUAUGCAUGGCAAACCGAUGAGCUUGCUUAUAACUACUUUCACGGCUGGCUGUACUUGUAGGGGGGUGAAUACGCAACUUACCGUGCGGUUUGGCGGGCGACUUCAUGGUUGUGAACGAUGUCCCUCGGUUUGGAGUUUUGGUGUGUUCGUCAGGGAUAAAAGUUCGUGGUGUAGACUAUCCAACCGUGUGGCGUGUCGAACGUCGGGUCUUUACUCACUCUACAUCGACCUCGACUCGAGGAACGAUAAGCGUCGAGUUCCAUCCGGAUUUGUUUUGGGAUGUCCAUAUUUUUUGUCGGACCUGGUCCCGAAGGGGAUCUCUACACCUAUUUGUCCGCUAUAGCCAUCUUCCCGAUUUCCUUGUUUUCCAUAUUUGAUGUAUAGUCUACAUAGCUGGUC
This is a messenger RNA of Ectocarpus siliculosus, 4039 nucleotides long. The record is from the annotation of a GenBank genome assembly. Lineage: Eukaryota; Phaeophyceae; Ectocarpales; Ectocarpaceae.